GGAGUUUUCAUCUCACAGUGAUCGAAACUAAUAAAAAAAGAAUAAAUCAUGUUUGUGCCAACAUUCGUAGUUCUUUUCACCCUUGCGAUAUAUCAGGUUGCAUCAGCACCUGUCGACGACAGGGUCCAAUUCGAUGGAUCGUACAAACGCCUUUACCUGCCUUACAUCCAAUCAGUGACCAAGGAUGGCACCAAAACUAUCUUGACAUCCCAGGAUUUGCUUGACUUGAGCCAAAAGCUAAAAUCUGGACAAUUGCCGGUAACAACUACUCAUCAACUGAUUGGUAUUAAUGGCUUCAAUUACACGCUAUCUGACCAUCAAUUGCGGCGCAUGGUGGACCAUGAAAUUGCAGCAAUCGUCAACCCGCAGAAUCUCAACCAGCCUGGAUUUGGUCAUUUAUUCAUCACCGUUGACAAGAACGGCGUUGUGCAGACUUUUAUCUACAAUUUGACUCUCGAAGAAGCUAUGGAGAAAGUUAAAGAAGAAGGUUAUCCGAACUCUUCCGCCAGUGAUUCCUAUCACCAAAAUAAACCUUCGACUGCCAGUGACGUUUCCGUUGCUUCAAAUUAAAUUGUGUUUUAGCGAUUAUGUAAAUUCAGACUGAUAAUAAUAUAAUAAUAAUAAUAAUAUCGACGAUCAUUAUCCCGAUAGUCGUUUCAGCGAACGGUCUCAUAGCGAAGAGUCUCAAC
This is a messenger RNA of Cydia strobilella, 689 nucleotides long. RefSeq lists its product as uncharacterized. Lineage: Eukaryota; Metazoa; Arthropoda; Insecta; Lepidoptera; Tortricidae. The coding region runs from base 49 to 570 and encodes 173 amino acids. The transcript is spliced from 2 exons. The record is from RefSeq and is a predicted model, not a curated record.